Molecule: messenger RNA, 1236 nt
Organism: Rhincodon typus (whale shark)
Lineage: Eukaryota; Metazoa; Chordata; Chondrichthyes; Orectolobiformes; Rhincodontidae
Product: E3 ubiquitin-protein ligase DZIP3-like
Exons: 10
Coding region: 1-1236 (411 amino acids)
Biological process (GO): protein polyubiquitination
Cellular component (GO): cytoplasm
Molecular function (GO): ubiquitin-protein transferase activity; RNA binding; polyubiquitin modification-dependent protein binding
Source: RefSeq, a predicted model, not a curated record
AUGAAGUGCCAGAGGAAGCAGCAGCUGCAGGUAUCUAAAGCCAAAACUAAGUCUAAGAAGAAAAAGAAAAAGUCUAAAGGUAAAAAGGCUCAAACAAAUGAAGAUAGUCACAAUAUAACUCAGGAUAUAACAUCUCAUCAACAUGAGACCCUAUCAAUUCCGGUGCAAGAGAACCAGGUGGAUGAUAGCAGAAGCAAGAAGCAAGUGGCAAAUUCCAGCUGUGAUGUGUCUACAUUUAGUGCCAGCGUAGCUACCUCAUCACAACUUGCAUUUGGUACUAUGCCUAACAACAGUAAUGCUGGUCCCUUUCUAACAAGUCAUGACAUCAACAAACUUGAUGACUUACCUGACCAAACUUACCAAAGUGACGGAGAGCUGGAUGACAUUGAAAAUCCUGUCAUUGAUGAGGAGUCCACCGGUUCCUCAGUAUGUACCUCAUCAGAUUUGUAUUCCUCCUCAUCAGUAGGUGAUAGAACCAUUAAUGUACAGGAGCAGCUAUGGCAAAAUGUGAAAGAGAAAUCGGAAAUGAGACAAAAGUUACUUGCGUUACAAAAUGAAAACCAAUCUCUCGUAAGGAAUUUAGAGCAAUUAAUAACCAAGCUCAAGGAAGAGCAGCAACAAAGGAUCCGUGCAGAGAACCAGUAUUCAAGACUCCAAGAACAUUAUCAGCUAGAAAUAUCUAGAGUGAACCAGCAACUUCAGAGCAAGGAUGAAGAAAUAAAGAAAAUUACAACGCAGUUUGCAAAUGAACGGACAUUGUGGAAUAAAGACAAAGCAAAACUAGAAGAUGUAAGCGCAAAAAACAUUGCAAAGCUGGUAGAGGCAACAAAGCGAGCAGUAGCUGCUGAGAUUUUGUUCUUGGAAUGCCGUAGGGAUAAUGGCCUAUUCCAGUUGCAACAGGCUGAGCAAGACUGUUCAGUUCGGCUUAGGACAGCAGAAGAAAAUCUGACAGGACCUUUUUCCUCUGAGUCCGUGACCAGAACACAAGGCCUUACUGCCUCCACAAGCUGGCCUCCAGGAUUCAUCUCCCUGGCCGGCCUGGGCUCGCUGUGCUCCCGCUCUGGAUGUGAUUCAGCUCGCAGGUCUGCCAGUGUUUGCUCUGCUCGCCGCUCCAGGCUCGGAGCCACGACUCACUUCUGGGACUUGGCCCGCGAUCGCUCUCCUCCCAGUCCGGCUGCGACUCAUCUCCCCGUGUCAGUCUGGUCUCUGACUCCGUUCUUCAUUCCCUCCUGGUAG